Molecule: messenger RNA, 5294 nt
Organism: Zophobas morio
Lineage: Eukaryota; Metazoa; Arthropoda; Insecta; Coleoptera; Tenebrionidae
Product: protein polybromo-1
Exons: 23
Coding region: 169-5217 (1682 amino acids)
Biological process (GO): chromatin remodeling; transcription elongation by RNA polymerase II
Cellular component (GO): SWI/SNF complex; RSC-type complex
Molecular function (GO): chromatin binding; protein binding
Source: RefSeq, a predicted model, not a curated record
CAAAUCGUACAGCCAUUUUGUUUGUGGACUUGAUGCCGGUGUUUGUUUAUUGAUUAACUGCACCGCUAGAACGAUAAGUGAAACAUGUGUAAAGUUUGGUGAUUCUCGUUGCCGUUUCUUAUGCCGUGAAAAGUAAAUUUCGAGGAGCUGUUUGAACAGCAUUCCACCAUGAGUAAACGAAGACGAACAAGUUCCAUCGCCAGCAGAGGCCAAGAGGAUGACUCUUUAGACAGUAUAGAAGCGUCCACAAGUGGAGGGCCUUCCAGAAAACGUUUCAAAAAAAUGGACCCUCUGGAACUGUGCCACCAACUAUACGAUUCAAUCCGCACCCACAAAAAAGACGACGGAACCCUCCUUUGUGACUCAUUUAUUAGAGUACCAAAGCGUCGCCAAGAACCAGGGUACUAUGAAGUGGUCACAAACCCAAUUGACUUGUUGAAAGUCCAACAAAAACUAAAAACUGAAGAAUAUGAAGAUAUUGAAGACCUACAAAACGACAUUGAGCUAAUCAUUAACAACACUAAAGCGUUUUACAAAAAAAACUCGCAAGAGUACAAAGAUGCGAUAGAUUUGUGGGAGCUGUUUCUAACAAAUAAACACAAAAUACUCAACACGAAAGACGAGGAGGCCGAAGCAAAAGGAAAAAUCGUCUUGAAGGUGGGUAGACCAAGCAAGAAGGCGGGAACUCCUGUUGAAAUAAAACAGGAACUGGAACAUUCAGAGGACACCUCAGAAAGUUCCAAUUUUGAUGAAGAUGUAAAUAUGUACGAAGAAAUGUUCACGGCAAUCAUGACUGCCACAGACAACGAAAAUCGACCUCUGCACACCUCGUUUCAGUUGGUACCAUCAAAGAAAAAAUAUCCUGAGUAUUACGACGUAAUUGAGAGUCCCAUUGACUUGAAAAUGAUCGCCACUAAAAUACAAAACAACGAUUACGGUGGCUUGCUUGAGCUAGAAAAAGACCUCUUAUUAAUGACAAAGAAUGCGUGUUUGUUUAAUGAACCAGGGUCGCAGAUUUACAAAAAUGCGAAAGCUUUAAAAAAAGUGAUUCAAACCAAAAAAGGCGAGUUAGAGCAUGUAAAAAUUAAUUUAGGGAAAGGGAGUGAGCGGAUUCGGAAUAAACGGCUAAGAGGGAGCACGGCUCUGUCUGCUGUUACUGCGGCCUUGAGAGACGAUGAGUCAGACGGAGACGCAGAACCGGAAGAGCAGAUGGAUGAUGAAUCAAUUGCUGAUCCUGUAGAUGCUGAAAACCCUCAGUGGCAAUUAUUUGAGGCCGUACGUUCCGUUACGAGCAAUAACGGUGUGUCAUUAAGUGAGCCAUUUUGGAAGCUACCCUCAAAGCGAUUCUACCCUGAUUAUUACCGCGAGAUUAAAAAUCCGGUAUCUCUGACUCAAAUUAAGCGUAAACUGACCAAUCACGCUUACGGUACGAUAAGCGAAGUUGCAGGUGAUAUGACUGUAAUGUUCGAAAAUGCGAAAAAGUACAACCAGCCUAGUUCACGAUUAUACAAAGAUGCAGUGAAGUUACAAAAGGUCAUGCAAAUGAAAGUGCAAGAGCUACUUGACAUAGAUCAGGUAACAUACAGAGUCACUAACAAAAACCGAAAGGAUACAGACAGUGAAGUAGACUCUGAAGUUGUUGUGCGAAAAAAACCUGGGCCAAAACCAAAAAAUACUCAGUUAUCUGGGAAUACUCCUCAAAGAGGUCGACCACCUAAAGAUCCCAUUCCUUUAAAAAAACGGUUGCAUGCUUUGGCAAAAUACAUGCUAGAUUAUGCUUGCGAAGACGGCAGAAAACCUAUGUUAGGUUUCAUGGAAAAACCGUCAAAGAAACUCUACUCUGAGUACUACGAGGUGAUACAAGAGCCUAUAGAUUUUCUAGAAAUAGAGUCUAAAAUUCGUGCGGAUCAGUACAGUUCAGAGAAUGACUUAGUUAAAGAUUUUAAACUCAUGUUUUCCAACUGCCGCCAGUUCAAUGAAGAAAAUUCACCGAUUUAUGAGGAUUCGCUCGUUUUAGAAAAGUACCUCAUUGAUAAAGUCGGACAAAACGUGACUCCCGAAAAAAAAGAAAAAACCGUAGUGAGAGUGGUCAAACCAAGAAAAGUUCUUUCACCUCUGGAAAAAAAUCUAAAAACGCUGUACGACGCGAUUCGAGACUACAGAGAACCUAAAGCCAACAGGCAGCUGUCUCUAAUCUUCAUGAAACUGCCGUCGAAAAUUGACUAUCCGGAUUACUACGAAGUCAUAAAAAACCCAAUUGACAUGGAAAAAAUUUCCCAAAAAGUCAAAAAUAACGGGUACGAGACGUUAGAGGAUUUAGUUACAGAUUUUAUAUUAAUGUUCGACAAUGCGUGCAAAUACAACGAACCCGAUUCCCAGAUUUAUAAAGACGCGUUAGUUUUACAAACCGUGUGUUUACAAACUAAACUUCAGCUGAAGGAAGACGAUGACACGGUUCCUGAUGUAUCAGCCGCUAUUCAGGAUAUUCUCUUGAAUUUGUUUACCACGGUGUAUAAUCAUCAAGAUUCUGAAGAACGCUGCUACACCGACUCUCUAGCCGAUUUACCAGAACAUGACGAAAUCGACGGUAAAAAAGUUCGAGCCGUGUCCCUCGACUUAAUCAAAAGACGUUUAGACCGCGGCCUCUACAAACGUCUAGAUACUUUCCAGGACGACAUUUUCGCCUGUUUAGACCGCGCUCGGCGUUUGUCGCGUUCCGAUUCUCAAGUUUUUGAGGACUCGAUCGAAUUGCAGUCUUAUUUUAUCAAGCAAAGAGACGAACUGUGUAAAAGUGGCGAACUUUUACAAUCGCCUGCUUUAAACUAUACUCUCAUGGAUUUAACCACAGCGGUCGAGUCUCUACGACAGAGUAAACUCCUGGAGGAGUCGCUGGAAGAAGAAACGGAGACUCGCAGCUCCGACGACUCUAUAAUCAAAGAAACGAACAUCAACGUCGGCGAUUCGAUGACUUGCAACCAACAGACGUACAAAGUCGGGGAGUUUGUUUAUUUAGAUUCGAAGGAGAAGGGUUGCGACCCCCACGUUCUUUUGAUUGAGAGGUUGUGGACGAAUAAUGGGCAGCAGAUGCUUUACGGGAACUAUUAUUUACGACCGGCGGAAACUUAUCACUUAACUACAAGAAAAUUCUUGGAGAAGGAAGUGUUUAAGUCUGAUACACAUAUAGCGGUGCCUUUGGAGGAGGUGAAGGAGAGGUGCUGUGUUCUUAAUAUCAAGCAAUAUUUUACGAUGAAACCUGAAGGAUAUGAUGAAAGAGACGUCUACGUAUGUGAAUCGCGCUACAGCACAAGAAGUAGAAGUUUCAAAAAAAUUAAAAUUUUCCCCGAAAACCCGACUUUGAAGUUGGUGCCUAGAGAUGUUCCGCUGGAACCUAAAAGGGUGGUUUCGGUGUUCAGAGAACGCAUUGAAAAGCAUAAAGAUGAGUUGGCUGAGUUACAAGAACAGGAGAAACUUGUGGAGAAAGAUAAACCUAAUGUCGUUGUUUAUACUAACGUGGAAAUCGAGGAUGGGAACACUUACUAUGAACAGUAUAACACGAUUUGCAGCGGUGUUGUCAAAACCGGCGAUUUCGUGUAUGUUGCGGCGGAUGGCGGGCGGCAAAUGAUUGCGCAAAUUGACAGUAUUUGGGAUACGAAAGAUGGUAAAUGCUAUUUCCGUGGACCUUGGUUUGUAACCCCUAAUGAAAUUCCUCAUUCGCCAAACAAAUUGUUCUAUAAACAAGAAGUUUUUCUGUCCUCUAUGGAGGAUACGAAUCCGCUUGUAAGCAUCAUGGGGAGGUGCUCCGUUUUGGAAUUUAACGAUUACAUAUCAUGUCGCCCGACGGAAAUCACCGAAAGUGAUGUUUUUAUUUGUAAUUCGAUGUAUGAUGAGAUGAAUAGGCAAAUUCGGAAGUUACCCGCUGAAGGGAUUAAAAAGUUUUUCCACAGCAAUUUGGUGACGGAGGAUGAGAUUUACUAUUUCCCAAAACUAAUCAACCCUCUAAAGGCCACUGUAGAGAUGACCCAAGUGCAAGCGGAUCUCGUCAAAUCCCAAAACACCCCGAUUCACAUGGAAGUGGAGGCUUCGCCACAAUUAACAAAAAUGAACGACAUGGACAUUCUUAUGGACGAUUCGCUGGACGGUGGCCCGCCAUCAGUAGGUUCUGGAGACAUCCCGGCCGUAGUUUCCGCCCCCGGAACCACUUUAGCCACCCCAGUGACCAGCAAAAAGAAAUCCAGCAAGAAUAAAGUGGUCACCGGCUACAUCCUGUACUCACGGGAAGUCCGCAAACAAGUCGUCCAAAACAACCCCGAAUCGAACUUCGGCGAAAUCAGCCGCAUCGUGGGCAACGAGUGGCGCUCUCUCCCUGCAAGCGAAAAACAAGCAUGGGAAGAACGCGCUUCAAAACUAAACGAAGAAACGAAAGCGAUGCUAUUGGACGAACAGUGCGCAAGCCCGGCGCCGGCACCGCCUAAUCCAGAUACAGUGUACGAAUGUUUGUGGGAUAACUGCGACUAUCAGUUCGAGGAGCUGCAGGACUGUUUGGAGCAUUGCGUCAAGGAUAAAGAAUCUCAAGGGCACGUCCAGAGUUACUUUCAGACUAAUCCAGACGCCGAGUUGCAUUGCCAGUGGAAGAAUUGUUUGAGGAAUAAUAAGAAAAAUGUGCAACCGUUCCCUAAUUUGGCGAGAUUGGUGCGCCACGUGAGGGAUUUACACAUAAACAAGGGCAAAGGGAGAGUCGUGCCGCAAGGAGAUCGCAGCAAGAACUUCAAGCCUUCCAGUAAACCUGCGGCUGUUUCACGCCCGACCCCCACCGCUACCCCUAACCCUCCUGCUAGCAGCACCUUUAAUUCAACUGCCGGAUCUCACUCGACUAUAAGUAACACAGCGACGUCUGCAGCAACUACUACUACGACUGCUGCACAAAAACAGGAACCGAUGUUUAUUACGGUGCCUCCCAGGCCACAAAGAGUUUUACACUCAGAAGCGUAUAUAAAAUAUAUUGAGGGUCUACAGUCCGAUAAUAAGCAUAUUUCGCAAUGGGAGAAGAAUAUGUGUGCUAAUCAAGAGAACAUUCCAGCUCCUGAUGCAGACAAACUACAGAAUGUUACAGCUUGGUUGGGUAAAAAGGCGGAUCAACACGAUAAUGUGGUUACAGCCCUUUGGGCACUAAGGAAUAGGCUUUUAAACGAUACUUUAGGUUUACACAGAGUGUUGUAAUUGUGUAUAUUUUGAGUGUUGUAAUUUGUCAUAAAAUUUCUGAAAAAAUCAUUAAAUACAGGGAGUUUACAGCUGAA